This is a messenger RNA of Papilio machaon (common yellow swallowtail), 724 nucleotides long. RefSeq names its product M-phase phosphoprotein 6 (gene Mpp6). Gene Ontology annotation, biological process: maturation of 5.8S rRNA. The transcript has a single exon. The record is from RefSeq and is a predicted model, not a curated record. Bases 163 to 576 code for a protein of 137 amino acids. Lineage: Eukaryota; Metazoa; Arthropoda; Insecta; Lepidoptera; Papilionidae.
UUCCAUGUUGCUCUGUUCUUGAAUGGUUUUUGCUAUUUGUCGAAUUCUGUGCAUGUUUUGGAAUUAGGUGCUUGCUUUCUCGCCCUGAUUAUAGUCUUACCGUAAGGUAACUUGCUGCGCCUUUUGUAAAGUGACCAAGUUGUUGUAGAUAAGCUGUUAACAAUGUCGCAAGUGUCGAUGAAAAAAUUGCAGUUACCGAAAUCUGUUUUGGAUAUGAAAUUUAUGAAGCGCUCUAAAGAUAGAAUAGAAAGGGAAUUAGAAAAUACAAAAGGUCAUGAAGAGUUGUAUUCAAACAUAAUUACAAAUGAAAUGAGAAGUGCAACCGGAAAUUACGUAUCUGAAGCUAGUUUCAUAUAUUGCGAAGAUUUGUUAGAAGGAAGGUUAUCUUUUAAAGGGAUGAACCCGGAAAUUGAACGAUUAAUGGAGCUGGAAAAUGCAGUUAAAAAAGGUUACGGGGAUAUGAAAAAGGAUGUUUCAGAUGAAGACUUAUUGCGAAAUGUAGAGAAACUGCGUAAAAGAAAAAGUGAAACCACAACACCUAGCCAGUAUGUUUUUAAAAAACAAAAAACUCGUUGAAUAUCUAUUAUAAUCCGCCAAUGUACAUUGUACCUAUAAGAUAUUUACAAAGUUGCUCUUAAACUACAAUAUACAAAAAUUAUUCAAUUUGUUAUUAACCACAUUUUGAAGUUGUUACUACAAUUUACUCCACUAAAAGUAUAUUUAU